UCAAUCAGCAUCGCCUGCUGGGUCGUCGUUUUCUCACCACAGAUCAUCGAGAACUUCCGACGCAGCUCCGCCGAGGGAUUGAGCGUCGAAUUUGUCAUCAUCUGGCUGGCCGGAGAUGUCUUCAACAUUCUGGGCUCGGUGUUGCAGGGUGUCCUGCCGACCAUGAUCAUCCUGGCAAUCUAUUACACAUUUGCAGAUGUCGUCCUGCUGGCGCAAUGUUUUUACUACCGCGGCUUGGUAUUCCGGGAUCCUCGACCGGACAUCCCAACCCCGGCGACAAAUGCUCCGACCGAAACAUCUCCAUUGCUAAAUGGCAAUUCUACUGGAAAUUUGAAUGUCCCAGCAUCAUCAAAUCAACACGUCCCGAACGCGGCAGAUGUCGAAUACACACCCAGUCGAUCCCGUCGCUCCUCCUUCCGGGAACGUCUCACCAGCAUCGACGCCACCCACCUCUCUCCCGCCGCGCCCAUGCAUCCCCAACCUAACCCAAGCUCGCCAAAUGCCUCCAUCAAAGCCUCCCGACCACGAAACUGGGCGCAAGCAAUCCUCUUCAACGGAACGGUAAUUAUCCUGGUCAUCCUGGCAGGAUUCCUCGGCUGGUACCUCAGCCCCGCAUCAUCCGAAAAGAACGACAAGGACCAAGCAAAGGGAACCAAUCCUGCCAGCCACCCUUCCUUCAACCUCUGGGGCCAAAUCUUCGGCUACAUCUGCGCGGUGCUCUACCUCGCCAGCCGGGUCCCACAGCUCCUCCUCAACUACCGACGGAAAUCCACCGAAGGCCUAAACGCCCUCUUCUUCAUCUUCGCCUGUAUCGGAAAUCUGACCUAUGUCUUCUCCAUCUUUGCCUUUGAGCCCGUAUGUAGCUCCCGCGGUGGCGCGCAUCAUCACGGACGGUGGCAGGAGCGCAGUUGUACCACCGAUGAGGCCCGCGCGAUCUAUGGCAGGUACAUGUUGGUGAAUUUGAGUUGGUUGAUUGGCAGUUUGGGCGCAUUGUUUUUGGAUUUCGCCGUGUUUGGGCAGUUUUGGGUUUAUCGGGCCAAG
Dissoconium aciculare CBS 342.82 is the source of this 1041-nucleotide messenger RNA. Its product is annotated as PQ loop repeat protein. The record is from RefSeq and is a predicted model, not a curated record. Gene Ontology annotation, biological process: basic amino acid transmembrane export from vacuole. The transcript has a single exon. Gene Ontology annotation, cellular component: fungal-type vacuole membrane. NCBI's taxonomy places the organism in Eukaryota, Fungi, Ascomycota, Dothideomycetes, Mycosphaerellales, Dissoconiaceae. The annotation marks the transcript as partial.